Molecule: messenger RNA, 2477 nt
Organism: Macrobrachium nipponense
Lineage: Eukaryota; Metazoa; Arthropoda; Malacostraca; Decapoda; Palaemonidae
Product: E3 ubiquitin-protein ligase TRIM13-like
Exons: 5
Coding region: 232-1236 (334 amino acids)
Biological process (GO): protein ubiquitination
Molecular function (GO): ubiquitin protein ligase activity
Source: RefSeq, a predicted model, not a curated record
ACAAUGUCUCGACAACGAGACUGAAUAAAGAAUAGUUUGCUUCGACGCGACAGAAGAAGAGGGAGAAGAAGAAGGAGAAGAAUAAGAAGACGCUGGUCGUUGGAGGAACGAACAAAGCGACUUCAGGAAUUCCUUCUUCAGUCUCUCUUGUGUCUCGGGUAAGAAAGCAGCGUCCCUGCAGUGUCUUUCUGAGGACUUGACUUCAAGAAGACGAGAACAAGAACAACAACUAUGGCAUCCAAUCCCCUGGAGUGCGACAUUUGCCGUAAUACGUACAAUGACGACCACUGCCCGAGGAUCCUCCCCUGCUCCCAUGAGUUUUGCAUCCGUUGCAUUGAGGGCCUCAUCUUGACUGAAAAGAGAGAAUGCCCUCUAUGCAGAACGGAAUUCAGCAACAGCUCAGCUGAAGAGCUUAUGAUUAGCAGAGGCCUCCUUGAUGCUGCAAAGCAACUUUCAUCCAUGCCAAGAGGAUCAAGGCCUUCGACCAGCGCUCCUAAGAAAUGUAUUAUGAAUUUUACUAAGGAUUUUCAGGAGAAUCUCAUCGGAAAAGCCAUCACUGUAUGCCGGGAAACAGAGGCUGAAGUUAAGGCCCGCACUGAAAGCAACUAUCGGCUGCAAAAUGAACUUGAGGGAUUCACUCAGAUGCUGGCAGAGAUAAAGUUUCCUAGUCAAGAUACUUUGAGCAAUAUUGAUGAAGACAAUAAGGAGCUUAUGAAUAAACUGGAUAUUAUGCAACGGGAGCAGGUGAACGUGAAAGAGUCAGAAAGGAAACUGGAAACAGCAACAGACUCUGCUUCAGCUGGAGCUACCAUAGGUGAAGCAGGACAGCUUCUCCUUAGUGUUGAGAAGACUGCCAGCGAAAUUACGCAACUUCUUCAGGAGAAUGAUAGACGAAGAGACGACUUGAGGCAGGACGCUCUAAGGAUCAAAGGGACUUAUGCAGACGCCAUGAAGGCUCUGGGAAGAAUAAUUGAGGAAUUAGAAGGAGAAGACUCUGUUGUGAACAUUACGGUAACUGACCUCCGAAGUCCUCACAGUCGCUUGAGAGGGGAUGCCCAAAGAGAGAUCUUUGCUGUGAUGACCUUUGAAGGGACUCUGAGAGUGGCCCCAGUCAAGAUUGAGCCUAACAAUGAAGUAUCUGUGCCUCAUCUUGAUGAAGGAGUUCUCCCACCAAGAUGCUUUGUCAUAGAGCUGGAGUCGUUGAUGACAGGGGGUCCUUUUCUCUCCUCUUUCUGACUCCCCCUCCAAGGGGGUUUUUGGAUCUGACAUAUGGAUCCACCCCCCUGGGGAGGGUCAUCAUCAGGAUCACUAUUAACGGCUUGAAGGGUCGCAAUUUCCUGUACAUGUGUGCAGGGGGGAUGGGGGGAACCUCUUAUGCCCACUCUCGGGUAUCUUAUGUAGGGAAAAAGGAUGAGGCAGGGGAAUGGAUGCUACUGGGUAACUAUGUGUCCUUUGGAGGAAGAGGCACAUCCACUCGAGCAGUGUUGUCAUCGAGGGAGGAGGAUUGGAAGAGGGCAAAGGAGAGUGACGAGACCUAUGGAGCGACGAGAGAGAAGGCGGGAGAGGUGAGGGGAGACAUCUCAUAUGAAAGAGCUUCGGAGUUCUGCAUUGUCACCAGAGAUGAUAAUGAUAGGAAAUAUAGAACCAGAAAUUGCUUCGGGGUGGUGGAGGAAGGACUCAACGUCCUGACAACCACCAUCUCGAAGUAUUAUCAAGACAUUGGAAAUGUCCAUAUUUCUCAGUGUGGCCUCAUUCUGUAAUUGUUUUUCCCUCCAGAUGAAGAAGCCUUUUUUCAGUUUGAGUUUAACUCUCAUAUAUUAAUAACAAUAAUAAUCAUCAUUUUCAAAUAAAGAUGUUCUUCUGAGUGCUAUUAGAACUGUUUCAUUUAUCACAUUAUUAUUAUUAUUAGUUAUGUUGGUUACGAAUCGUUUAUUUCGUUCGAGUGUUAUUUUCAUUUCACUUUAAAAUUGUAGAGAAAAUGAACUUUCAUGUAAACUGAGAGAGAAAAAGUUGGUUGUGUUCAGGAGGAGUCUGGUGAAGGCACCGCAAAACAGAUACUGAAACUAACCUUCAAUCGUUUUUAUAAGUGAAGCAGAAUUAAAUUCUUAUUUACUGUCUGUAUCUGCCAGAGAUAAAGACAGAAAGAGACACACUAGUAUCUCACAGACUUUGACCAAAUCUGCGCUUUUGCUGAAAUGCUCAAGAAGAACAAUAGUAUGAGAGGAGUCUCCAUUGCCUCCUCCUUCUCCUCCUCCUCCACUGAGAGGAGGAGGUUUGAGGAGACCAUCAAAGCUCUCACAUAGCUCUGGAUUUUGUAUUCUUAAUUUUUUUAGAAUAGAUCUUUUUUAUUUGUAUUCCUGUAAUCUUUGUAAUGUUAUAAGAUUUUGUAAGCAUGAAUUUCUGUAUUAUUAGCUUUUAAGAAAACUAUGACACAAGAUUUGGAUGAAUAAAAAAAACAAAAAAACAAAAAAAAGACA